CAACACUCAUUUGUGAAUCUAACAUGGCGGUCGUUGUUGGUUGUUUAUGAUAGGUAUCUCACGGACUCUAACUACAAUUUUAUUUUAAAGUUGGUGAAAUUAGUCUAAUUAAUAUUCUCAAGGGACUUUCCCAGUGCUCAUGUGUGUGUCAUAACUCCGUUUGUUCUUCAACUACUCUCCCAGUGCCAGUGAUCCCGAACAGAUCUCACGGAUUCUGUUCCGAACGCUCCUAAAGUACACGAAAAAUUAUGUUUACGUUAUUUUGAUAGGGUGGCUCCAACCAGACACAGGUUCUCAUGUCCUCGCCAGCAACCACCAACUCGUUCACCGAGAUCUCUUAGUGUAUUCAUAACAAUGGAGCGUUUAUUGCUAUGAUAGCAAACCAACCUCUUAUCGCUUUCCGCUGAAGAUGUCCAAAACUACAACAAAAUCCUAUGGGCGUGGAAAGUAUUCCAACCAUCCCAACACUGCGCUGCAAACAAGUAUACAGUUCGACAAAGCAGCAAGUGCCAAAACCAAUAAACCAACGGCAGCCAAAUCCACCGGCACAGUUGGAAAAUGGGGAAUAACAUCUUUCACAUCCAUUCGCAGCGUUAAUCCUACUGGAUCAAAAUUCACCGUCGGGAAACGAGAUGCUCGUAAGGAAGCAGAAAAGAGGCAAGGAGCUAAAAAUGAAGUGAUUCCUGAAGUGCCACCUGCACCUCGACCAAAGAAGUUUUUCAAGAGUCGGAACCAAGGGGACUCAGCAUCUCAGGAAAAAGCGUACCAGUCUACCUCAAGUUACUCGGCAUCAUCUGCUAGAAAGUUGUCUCCUUCAAAAGAUAGACAAUCAGAACUGAUACGAGCAAAUGAUGAAGGAAAGAAAGAAAAUUCAACCAGGAGGGAGUCUGUCGAACAGACAGAAGCAAUGAACUUAUCUUCUUCCCCGACCAAAACCACACCAGAGCGAGAUGCAAGUAAACCACCCAUCGUUCUCCGAAUUUUUAAAGGAACAUCCCAGCUACUAACAGAGCCCCUGCGGAACAGUAACUAUGAAAGCAACAGAGCAGUAAUACCCGAAGGCAAAACGAGGAGUCAUAAAAAUAGUAAAAGCGAGUUUGUCGGCAAAGCAGAAAAGGUCGAGAAGCCAAAAGCACCUCGGAAUCUGCGUCGGAAGCAUACUCCCGAAUCCUCUGAAAACGAAGAGCAUACCGUACCAAAGAGAACAUUACGCGAUCGUAGCAAGCUCAACAAAGUUAUAUCUUAUUCAGAUGCAGACGACUCCGAAGAAAUCUACAUGAAGGAUGUGUCCAGUAACUCAAACUUGGUCGAGAACCAAGAGAAUCUCUCAAUCAAUUAUGUUACAAAUAACAAUAAUGAUAUUGUGAAUAAGUACAACCGAACAGAAGAACUUUUGAACGAGCUCAAUGAGUGUGCCACAGUUACAGCCCCAAAUUCUGCAGCGGAGGACUUGAAAAGUGAAUCAGCUCAAUCUGAAAAUUUAGAAGAAGACAGGCGUAAGCUUCUGGAAGUACUAGAGGGUAGUGAUGAUGAAAAACCAAAAGACAAAACUGAUGCAGAGGGUGGAAUCGGUAUUGAAGCAGCCAUCCAAAGCUCAGCAUUGUGCCCUCCAGCUGAGGUGAAAGAGUUUCUACCAAGCACGAGCUCGUUGCAGCCGAUGCCUCAUGGAGACGUUUCGAUGACUGAUUCAGGUAUGGGCAGCUCUCAGGACUCAGAUAAAGCCCCGAAUGCAGAGGGAGGUGAAUGGUUAUCAGAUGAAGAUGUGGAGAAUGAUAAUGACGGCUCCGGUGCUGUGGUUUCAACGGACAACGUCAGCGAAACAACAAGCCAAGCUGAUGUACCAUUCGCAAGUAAACGCAGCAUAUUCAAGUCGCGAGUGAUCACCGGAGAUAACAAGAAGCGCCUAGCAUUGUACAAGCACAAGUGGUGUGACGAUAAGGACAAGGACUCUGCAGUGGAAAAACCCCCGAGUACAGUCCUGAGCAACUCUGUUGCAGAGGGCAAAGAUGAGUUUGAUUUUGGACCUGAGUCCCUCACAAGAGUUACAACUGUCAGCUCUGCAGACUCGGGGGUUGGCUUUGAAAAUGACUCCGAGUUGAUCACAAGGAUAAAGUGCCCAAAGGAAGCCAAAGGAUUUUACACAGUUGUAAGAAAUGUAAAAAGGGCCCAUCAAAUUCAAGAAUCUGGAGAGUUUCAAGAAUUUAAUGAUGAUGUAGAAUAUAUUCUUGAUGCUUUGAAAGAUAACAACCCCAUCGGGACAAGAUGUUUAUCAGCAAUUUCUCUCGCCUCUAAGUGCAUGGCUCCUGCGUUUAGAAUGCAUGUACGAGCUCACGGAACCGUUACCAAAUUUUUCAAAGCUCUCCAUGAUGCUGCCAAAGAUCAGAGUUUGGGUAUGUGUACAGCGACUGUGAUGUUUGUGCUGAGUCAAGAUAGGCUGAAUAUGGAUCUGGACCGUGACAGUUUAGAACUGAUGCUGAACCUCCUCGAGAGUGACACUUCACAUCGCAAUGCAUUGGAUACCUGCGGUCUCACCGAUUCUCAGCUGCGCAAAACAAUAGCCAGGGUGCGGGAGCUGUGCGCCGAAAUACAGUCCCAGGGUCACGCUAAGCACCUGAAUUUAGAUAAUAUCACAGUCGGCCACUUAGCAAUGGAAACGCUGUUGAGUUUGACCAGUCGAAGAGCAGGAGAAUGGUUUAAAGAAGAGCUGAGAGAACUUGGAGGAUUGGAGCACAUUGUACAAACUAUAGUCGAAUGUUGCCGUUUAGUUGAUGACACAGUCAAUGCAUGGUCUCCUCCGUUACUUGAAAAAAUUUGCAAGGUUGACAGGUGCCUACGAGUUCUCGAAAAUGUUACUUUUCAAAAUGAAGAAAACAACGCUUACUUGUUGCAAUUCAAGGAGGGAAUACUUCUGGAUACUGUAGUGAAAUUGUUCAAAGUUUGUGAUGCUGAGAUUCCUCUGUACCCUAGUUCGGAUAUCACUGACAAACAGUCUGUCGGAGCUAUCUUGCGAGAAACCCUCUUAGCCACUCUCAAGGUGUUGAUCAAUCUGACGCACAACUUCUCAGCUAAUUCUCAAGGUGCAUUGGCAGCGGGGCAGAAGCAAGGGAUGAUCGACAACAGCCUUCACGUCUUGUUGCAAAUCCCGCAGCACAUACCCGACGAAGAGAAGUUUGACUGUACCGUGCUAGCUCUUAUCUUGCUCAUCAACCUCGUUGAGCACAAUGAUGUUAAUAGGAGGACAAUAAUUCAUGCCAAAGCACCUGCAGAGACUGAGAGCAUUUUUGAGACAAAAUCAAAGAAGAUGGCUGUAGAAGCCUUGGUAGAACUAUUCUAUCAGCAAGAGAACCUUGCGAGGACUGAAGAAAAGAAAACGGAUGCAAUUCUUGAUGGAGAUGAAAAUGAGAAACAAGAGCGAGAGAAGGCGAAAGAAAAAUCCAAGGAAGAAAAUAUGGAAGAAACCAUUGCAAUGUUGUUGCAAAAAGCAGGCCGUCACAUGGAGCACACGUUGAUUGCGGCCUAUGUCGGGCUUCUGUUGGGCUAUCUAACGAUUGAUAACGAUGAAUUUGAUCAGUCACUUAGGAGGUACCUGCCUGAAAACAAUUUUUCAACCAUCCUGUCCAUUCUAAAGAAAUUCUACGAUUUCAUGAAUUUGACUGCCGCAGCGACUGCUGAAACGACGAGAGGUAUCAAAGCCACAAAUAUGAUAAUAAUGCAUUUAACGGAAUGUGACAGCAGGUAUGUUGAAGCCCACCAAGGUCUCGACUGCUCGCUGAGUCAACCCUCCAUCGCAUACUCACAUAAUUAGCCGUAAGGAUUUGUUUCCUACUCACAGAGGAGUAAACUUAACUCUCCAAACUGUAGAAACUAAGAAGUCUCAGACCACUACUAUCUUUUAAGCUCCUGUAAAAUCUUCAGUCAAAAGUUGACUCCUCGCCUAGCAAUGUAAGAAUCUAAUUUUCGAAAUUUUGAACUUCGGACUGCAUAAUCUAUAAGAAUCUGUCUCGAAUGAGAUCAUUCAAAGCUUCUCGCUCACGUUCAGACUUGUAUCCAUCCGUUACCAAACGCACCCUGUAUUUUCAAAUGAUGCUUUAAACUAAGUUGAGCAGAAAGAAACUAAUUCAAAUCCAAUUGAAAUAGGAAAAAAAGUUUUAAUCUUUCUUAGGACAUCAUCCUAGUGAUGAGCCCUCCCCCCCCCAUCCCCCCGUGAAAUGAAAACUCCUACAUGGCUCUCACAGACUGUGGAAUUCUCAAAAGCCAACUAAAUUUAUGUGAAAAUGUUGUGAGCUAAGUAUCCAGCAAACAAGAAAAAAAUCACCGUAACAGUAGGAACCAUAGGAAUCAACCGUUCAGCAGUGUCCCGGAUUUUUAAGAAAUAGUUUUUAUCCAUGGGCUUGUAAUCACUUUUACGAAUUUGCUAAAAUAGUUUUUUAAAAUACUUUAUAUGGCGUUUUUCAGACUUAUGCAAACCAAGUUCUUUUUGGAAACUAGCAAUCUCUCCAAACGACAAACUUUUAACAUGCGAAAAACACUUCUAGUUGAGCUUAAAAUUAAUUUCAACUCUAUGCUCUUAAAAUGAGAAUUGGUUCCUUCCGGUUCAACUUGGUGCCCUUUAUUUCUGGUCUUGUAUUUUCUUCCUAAAUCAAUGCUUUAAGCAAUGUGCUGUAUUUUACGACUCCUGUUUAAAACUGAAACCAUAUUUUGAGUUAACGCCAGUUUUUACUUUUGAAGCCUCAAACCUAUGAAGGAAACAAGGUAUUUUUGACAUAUUUAAGAUAUCGCUGAUUUUGAAUGAAAUCUGUUCCAAGAUGAAGCUUUCAAGCAAUUGACCUCAAAAACUCAAUUUUCAGUUCCCGGACAUGAGUUUAAACUUUUAACUCUUCUUAAUUUUUAAACUUGGAACUUUUAUCCAAGUCUCCAGAACUGUUGAACUUACCCCAAAGAUUCACUCUUAGCUUCAUUCGUCUGGCUUGCUGAGUCAGAAAAACACAUACAGAAAAAAAAUCUGAUCUUGUUUAAAUAAUUGUGUGGGUUUUAACAAAACUGCUUUCAAUAAUCAUGCAUUGAAAUCUGGUUAAGAAGUGUGAACAUUUUGCAACUCUUUGUAACUCUGUUACUUCACUCCUGCAUAAACCAAAAUAAUAAAAAAUCAAAUCAAAUAAAAAAAUGUUAAGUAAAAUCCCUUUGUUGAGGAAAACAAUGUAAGUUUAUUUUCACUUAGUUUAUGUGAGUUUUAAUAUUAUAAAAAGCUCCCCUUAUUGAUAUUUAUUCCCUCUCUAAAAUCACAUGUUCUUAGCUUUUGGUUUGGAAUCAAACAUAGAAUUCCUCAGAGAGUGAUUUUAUCCAGGGGUCCGCAAAGCUGCGCAUGCGCUUGCGGCCGCUUUGCAUAUAAGCGCCUUUUCUCCUAACCUCAAUUCCAUCAUAAUAAAAUUUUUUGAAAAGUUUAAAUCAAUGGUUUUCAAAUUAUAUUUGCCACAAUUUUGCAAGUAUUGCUAUGUUUUACAUUAAAUUAUAUAAAAAGAAAAUAAAAAGUAAAAACAGUUUUUAUUUUUUAUCAUUCCGUGAUCAUUAAAGUAAAACCGAUGACAAAUUUAAAAAAAAAAUCUUAGAUCUGCUGGCAUCUCAAUGAAAAAUCAUUCUUAAAAUUUAAGGAAAGAGGGGGAAAAUUUAAUGAAUGCAUUCUUCACGUAUUUCCCAGUGUUCAAUGAAGUUUACCACCGCCACAUGCUGAGUCACGACUUGCUGUGGAGUAACCGCAAUGAAAUUCCGCGGGUUGCAUCCAGCGUAUUUGAAGGGGUUUUUUUUGUCCGCUUCGCUUCGGGGUUGCUUCCCUUUGAAAAUCGCCGCUUCGCGGACCCCUAAUUUUAUCCAACUACUUUCCAUCCAUUUGACUGAAUUCAUCCUAUCAUUCUUAUGAUAUUUCCACGCUGUAACUGCAGGAACGCUUAUCUCGUUUGCACUUUCUCAGAAUCUUUGCUCUUAUUGUAUUCUAUGAAAAGAACACAAACCCAUGCUUCUGCUAGAAAUUUUGAUAGAAUAUUCUUCACACAGAGAAGGAAAAUCCGAAAAUUGUUCAAGAAAUUAUGUUGAAUAUUUUUUCAUCUAAAAAGCAGAGUAUGACAGGAAGUCUGCAACAGCACAAAGCGAGAUAAGCGCUCCACCUGUUUCAUCGCCAAUAUUCUAUGUUACUCACUUCGUAAGUAUUUUGAGACUCUUUUAAUAUCCAAAUAAUUCUUGAUUUUAAUAUGUUCAGUAGUAGCAAUCUGGUAUUUUAUGGAAUCAUGGGAAAGAGUUUUAAUCCUGUUACUUAUUCCUGCUCUUAUCACAACCUGAUUAUUUUUUUUCCCCCUUUUGGCAAAUAGAUUUUAGGUUUCAUUUUGAUAUCCAGCUGAUCUCUAGUAUUUGUGCUCAUUAAGCACAAUUUCUGAUUAUUUUUUUUUUGUUUCUUUCCUCUUACGAAGAAAGCCACUAAAGAGUAGAUGAUAAGAUGGCUAAGAUUGAAUGUUUUUGUUUCAUUGAACUUAGAGUGAUUGAACUGAAUUAUCCAGAUAGUAAAUUUAAUUAAAAUUUUCUCUGCUCUCGAUAUUGAAAAUUUGUGUGUCACAUCACUUAGUUAAUUUUUCUUUGAAUGUUUCUUUCCAAAAAAUGUAUUACCUCGGACCGGAUCAACAAAAAAGGACCCUACCUCCCAACAAUUUUUGGAGUUAUUGGUACCACUGUGAAGAAGCAGAAAAUCCGGAACUCCUUAAGCGAGUUUGACGCUGAAAGCUUCAAAACAGAGGGAGUCAUUAUGUCCUGAAGUUUCAAUCAAGACAAAAAUUCUUAAGUUUUAGGUUAAAUUUAAAAUUGCAAUUGGAAGGAAAGUCCUGUUUCAGAAUUCUUACGUACACAUUAAAAAGGAGCAGCUAGCGUUUUUAUGAUGAAAAAACUGGACUACCUAAUACCACGUUUAGCUUGUGUAUUUUGCAGAGAACUCGAAAUCACCAAUUCCAAAAUUGGUACUCUUGGAAGGUAAGGUCCCUUUUCACAGAUCCUAUCGCAUUCUGGUGUGAUAUUAUGGGUCUCUUUGUUCACUUUUGAAAUGGUGAACUGGUCACAAAGGAUGAAUGUUUUUUCAGCAUCCAGAUUCUUCCUUAAUUACCUCCAUAACUUUUUUCAAUUUUUACCCUUUUUUUGAGUGGUGUGAAUUGAAAGUUUAAGGAUUAAUUCCUCUUCAAACAUAAGUUUCAAAACGAAAUUGACCAAACAGCUAUAUGACACAAAAUUCUGUUGAUCUCUCAAGUGAAUUCUCUAAACCGAGGUAAUUAUUUUCCAGAGAUGGUACUAUUUCUGUAGAAUUUAGAAUUUGAACACUAAUUUUAAAGCUCUAAACAACCAGUCACAAAAUUUUUGGAGAAGGGAAAUUUUUCAAUUUUUAUACGAGGACCCUUCCUUGUACUUCGUCCACUAGUAAUCAUUACCAAUAUAUUGCUUCUCUUCAAAGUAUUCUCAUCCUUAAAUGAACGAAUACAACUGAAAGGAAAAAACUUAUUCUCUUUGGGCAAAAACAUCUUUAGGUUUAUGUCAUGUUUUCGAGCAAGUUAAAAAUUAAAUUGGAGGAAAACUUAGGAGACAGUUACAUGAUUUGACCCGAAGGUUUUGAUCAUCAAAAUUGCUGUUCUUUGUGUUUUGUUGCAGCCAGAAUAGUAGAUUAGAAUAAAAUUUGUGUUCAAAGGGAAUAGAACCUUGGUCAAGCUCCUUUUUUUAAAUGCAUCAUUACAUGGAGGGGAAGGUCUCCUCACACAGAAUAAAUCACAAUAUAUGAGAAUUUUUAUAUUUUGUGAUUUUACAAAUAUGCAUUUAUCCAAGAAGACAAAAAUAUAUCCAUGAGAAAGAAAAAUACUAAUUAUGUCUUCUUGUUUUAAUUGUCUGAUAAUUUCAAAGAUUUUGGUUCAGUUGCUUUUCAUCACUACUAAGUUGGGUAGGUAGCGCUUCUGAUGGUUUUUAUUUUUUUAUUGUGAUGGUUCGUGAAACCAAAGGAUCGUCAUCUGUAACUUUUUACCACAAAAGUAGAAUGCAUUAUCAUUGUAAAAAACAAAAACAAAAAAAACCUGCAUUCAAGUUGAAGGAAAAUCAAAAUUCCAGAAACAUCUUUGUUUUGUGGCUCUUGAAACGAGCUCCAUAGGAACUUGUCUCUGUAGAUUGUGUAAAGAUUUGGAAAUAUUUAUCAUUGUGUAUGUACCUUGAUGUAAAUUGACGUAGCAUGAAGUUUUUCAAAAAUCAUUUCCAAUAAACUGUUUUGUGAAUUAA
Molecule: messenger RNA, 8286 nt
Organism: Bemisia tabaci
Lineage: Eukaryota; Metazoa; Arthropoda; Insecta; Hemiptera; Aleyrodidae
Gene: wapl
Product: cohesin release factor wings apart-like
Source: RefSeq, a predicted model, not a curated record